AUGGGCUGCUGGUCCAAGAGGGUUAAGGCAGCUGAUAUUCGACCGGAACAAAAGUGGGAGUUCAUCAGUUUAAAUGAUUUUCACUCCACAUCUUACUUGACUCCUUUCGCCUAUGGAUAUCUUUGGGUAUCACUGUCUGUAUCUUUGGCCGUUUACUCUGUUGAUAUCUUUACCGCAAUCAAUCUAUUGGCCUUUCACAAAUGGUCAUCUGAGAUUAAGCCUGUGAUUCCGAUCGACAUUUCCCGUUGGAUCUUCUCCGCAUGUAUCAUUGCUUCGCUAGUCAAUUUGGCCUUUGAACACAUUCGGGCGAUCAGAGUCAUCAGAAGAGGUGCCGUGGCCGAAAGUUAUCUGGACUCCCUCGCAGCUCGCCUCCAGAGUACGAGACUUGGGAAAGGCAGAGGUUGGAGACGUUUCUUAGUCUUUGCCGAACUAACAAGAUCUAAAAAGGGCGUUGAGUAUGUCGCCUUAUUUACGUAUUUUUCUUUCCAAUCUUGGAUUCGGAUUAUAUUUUGUCAAGGUCCUCGACAAGUUAUUAAUGCCAUAACUUUAUACUCUAUUCUCGGACAACGCAUUAUUGUAGACAGUAAAGAUAUAAGUAAAGAUUUUUUGAAUGUUUCUCAAAGUCUCACUUGGCUUUUUAAGCAUGAACAGCAUCAGUCUAUAAUCCUUUGUGGUAUGGUAUUCACCUUCGUUAUCUGGGCCCUUGGAGCUCUCUCACUUCUCAUCGCUGUACUACUUUAUGUAUUAUUUCUAUGGCACUAUAUUCCACAUACUGAUGGUGGUCUAUCCGGCUACUGUGAGCGUAAGAUUAAUACCCAACUCUCACAGAUAGUUAGUGUCAAGGUCAACAAAGCAAUUGAAGAAGAGGAGAGAAAACGAUUAAAAGUAGAUCCAAAGGCUCUUGCAAAGGGUAACCUAACUCAAGGUCGUCAAGCAACGCUUCCUGUAAUAUUGGACGAAAAAUUUUCCGGCCCUGCAGUCGUUACCCGUAACGACUCUGUUACGAGCCUAUCUCAAUAUUCAAGUCGAUCAAUGGCCUCGGGCAAUGCCUUUCCCUCCGUAUAUCGCCCUGGAUUCCAAGAUAGACCAAGUAGUCCAGCUUCUUUCUCCUCAGUCUCCUCUUAUGAACAAAAUGCUCCUAUGUUGGACUACGCAUCACAAAUGGGAAUCAGCCGUGUGGCCUCACCAGCUCCGUUUGUAUCGUCUGUACCAAACAAUUUCUCAAAUGGCUAUGCUCCACCUCAGCGCACUGGAACCUCAAAUAGCAUGAGGUCAUAUCAAAGCUCAAAUUCGGCUAGGGGCCCAAGUCAAUUAAUUGAUGCAAGCUACCAAGGUAACACACCAUCCAGCCCUAAUCCAUCACGAAUCAUGUCACCAGGUCUUGGUUCAUAUCAGUCCAGAGGCCCUCAAAGCAAUUUGAGGAACGUUGCUCGUUUCGACCUGAAAUGA
This is a messenger RNA of Blumeria graminis f. sp. triticale, 1449 nucleotides long. The record is from the annotation of a GenBank genome assembly. Lineage: Eukaryota; Fungi; Ascomycota; Leotiomycetes; Helotiales; Erysiphaceae.